GGAGAGAUCGACACAAGUCGCUCUUUCGACGACUUCUGCGUACUAGUAUUUUGAUUAUCGUUUCUGCAAAGCUCCCAGCAGAUGUUCACAUUGCGAAAGAGCUUCACUGUCAUGUGCCACGCUAUAGGAGUAGGAAUGGAAUAAUUCGCUUUGUUUUGUCCGUGGAUUAUUGAGCUGGUACUGUGGUAGCGGAACUGGAAACUGGAAGUCGAUGAAGUGUCUCCUGAAUGAAUACUUGAUUGAAUAUCCCCUUCGUCAGAAUCCUGUGAUAGUUAGAGCUUCACUAUUCUAGAGUCUUACACGCACAGGCUUCCAGGCUUGGACCAUACACCAGAUACUGCCAAUGUAGUAUUUAUUCUCUGGACUCUCGUAUUGCAGAGCCUUGGAUUGCAGUCGAUCGCCCUAUACACAUACGAUCGUUGCCAGUAACUGAGUCAAAAUGUUGUUCGGCUGCCCAACGCGGCGUGCGAAGCAUGCCAAGAACAGCAUGAUAACCGACUGGAUAUCUGAUUCGUAUCGUGGCGAGGAUGACCGCUCUCUGUCGCAGUUCUCCACGGCUAGUAGUAGUGGCCUGGGUUCACAUCGGACGCGAAAAGCCAAGGUGCUGCAGACGUACAAGGCCCAGCUGGCCAAUGAGAUGAGUGUGACUGAGGGAGAGAUCAUACACAUACUGCACCAUGCCAAGAGCUGGGCUUACGUCAUCAACUCCGAGGGACAGAAAGGCUACAUACCAUAUACGUAUUGCGGAGAAUCGCAGGGUACGUUUCCGAGACACAGCAUGCGCUCGGCCACACACUCAACCGUCAACACCGGGACAGGACACGCCGCGGUUAAACGAAGUCAGAACAAUGGAAACAUCGCAUCACAGCCCGACUGGGAACAGUACGGCAAUGGAGGCCCGAAUAUGCCGCGCCGACACAAGACUGAUGACAACAUCAGUGUGUACAGCAUGCCCAUUGAUAAUCUUGAUCUGGCUGAUACGUUAUCACUCAGAUCGAGCAUGGAUCCAGAAUUGGGCAAGCGCCUAGGUUCAGGUGUGUACAUGGCUGACAUCCUGCCGUUCUUCAAGGUACCAUAUGGAAGGUCAGUCGUGCUGUUCGAUUUCAAUGGCGAGGAGGAAAAUGACUUGCAUGUGGAACGGGGAACGGACGUCACCGUCUUGAAUCAGGAUGAUCCCGGAUGGCUGUGGGUGCGAACCGAUGACAAACGCGAAGGUUUCAUCCCGCGUACGUACAUCUGUCAGUGCGGCUGUACAAGCAUUCACGAACAGAUCGUUGAGAGCCUGCAGGAGACGAUGCAGCGGCAGGAGGAGCUACACAUGGAACAGGAGAGGGCGCUGCGACAGCAUCAGCAGAAGCAGCAGCUAAGGCAGCAGUACCCUGAAGAGGAUAUCAUUGAGGAGGCGCAGGAAAGUGAUAUGGCCGAUUACCCCGAGUACGACUAUGCACGCUUCCAAUCAGCUGACCUACCGCACAAGACGACCGUCAAACCAGAUAAAAGUGGAAACCAGGAGGCUCAUUAUUCAGUGCAGAAGGAAGCAGAAGCCUACAACGGUAAGCCGAAAACAACGUACGCAACUGUUGUUCCAAAGGCAGAACGGAACAAACUUGGCAAGGACGACUCGUGGGACUCUGACACCAAUCCGCGCAUCGGUCCCCACGACCUCUGUUUGAGGAUAACAAACGCUGUGACGGGACCAUCAGAGGUGAAUUAUCUAGACGUGGACGUCAACGAUUAUGUAUACGUCACAGAGGAGAACUUGCAGAUCGGAAAAGGCAGUGGCUGGCUGUUCGUCUAUUCGCCUGAUGUUGACCGCUACGGCUACGUUCCGGAGUCCGCCGUGCAGAGCCAGAAGUAACAGUUAUUGUGUGUGUGUGUGUGUGUGUGUGUGUGUGCAUGAGCAUGUCUGUGUGUUGGUGUGUUUGUGUAUCCGUGAGCGUGGGUAUAAGGGUGUGUGUUUGUGCUAUCGUUGAUAUGGGAGAAAACCAGUGGGUGUACGUCCAGCACACUUGCCAGAUUAGUGUGCUUCUGUUGUGAUGGGCGUACAUGGUACAUAGUGUAUGUGCGUGUGUGUGUGGUGUAUGUGCGUACUUGUGUGUGUGUGUGUGUGUGUGUGUGUGUGUGUGUGUGUGUGUGUGUGUGUGUGUUGGUGCAUGCAUACGCAUGUGUACGCAUGUGUACUGCCACUCCAGUCAUGUGUUGGACAGCAGGGCUGCUACACAGCUAAUUUGCGUACACACUGACAAUCUCUUUGUCUGCUGUCACAGUGCAUGUUUGACUUGAUCAGCUGUAUAAUUAUGCCGGACUUCAGGAGGUGGGAGUUAGGCUUACUAACCUAUGCUAGCCGUUAGUACAGUUUAUAUCAUAUGUUCCAUUCAUAUCUAGGAGUCAUAAAUUUUAAUAGUAGACUAAUAUAUAAUGACUAUAGGAUUAGUUUUAGCUAGGGUAACUUUGGCCAUAGAAGAUUUCUUUUGAGCUUUCAUUUAGUUUGUCUGUACCUGCCCAUACUCAGUAUCUUUGCUGUGCCCGGGCAUUGUACUUUUACUGCACAUGUGUCAGCUGCUGCUGCUGCUGCUGAUGUUCUUUCCUGCUGCCAGUCCCAAAGGAGAUGCGGCUUCUGCUGUCACUCUGUGCAUGUAUAUGCACUGAAGAUUUGUGUGAUUUGGUUUGCUUUGGCACGUGAUGUGUCACUUUUUCUAUUGCUCAAGACUUCUACUCUAAACCGCCACUGGUGUCUGCUUGAGUGACUGCAUGUCCCUGCAUGCAUUCGGCCCCAUCUGUUGAGAUCAUUAUAUGAGUGGUGACAUGCUUUUUUUUUCAGGCCGCCUCUGAAUCUGUACAUCUGCUGCUUUGAAUGUACUACAUGUACUGAGAUGAGUUGCUUUGUGGACGUAGGAUACUAAGGGGUUGGUCGUGUACGGAUUCUCAGCUGGAUGCUCGGCUGGUCGUGUACGGAUUCUCGGCUGGAUGCUCGGCUGGUCGUGUACGGAUUCUCAGCUGGAUGCUCGGCUGGUCGUGUACGGAUUCUCAGCUGGAUGCUCGGCUGGUCGUGUACGGAUUCUCGGCUGGAUGCUCGGCUGGUCGUGUACGGAUUCUUAGCUGGAUGCUCGGCUGGUCGUGUGUGCCGGAUGCUAAGCUGGCUGUGUACAGAUUUACAGUUCCAUAGUGUACUUGACAGCUAUCCAUUUAAAGCACCUCAAAGAUGAAGUUGCUGGUUUCAUAGAAAAUGCCUGUCCGUUCACAUAAUGGAUAACCUGAAAAUAGACACACAUCCCCUCAUAGAAAAUAAUAAUUUUAUGCUUUUCUAGAACUCAAUCAAUCUCAAAGAUACGCGUAGGCGACGAGUAGAAACAUAAGAGUACUGUAUUGUUA
This is a messenger RNA of Sycon ciliatum, 3372 nucleotides long. Its product is annotated as SH3 domain-containing protein Dlish-like. The transcript has a single exon. The record is from RefSeq and is a predicted model, not a curated record. Lineage: Eukaryota; Metazoa; Porifera; Calcarea; Leucosolenida; Sycettidae. Gene Ontology annotation, molecular function: protein binding. The coding region runs from base 440 to 1858 and encodes 472 amino acids.